AUGGAUGAAAAGUCCACCAACCAACACCGGCUCUAUAUUGCCCUGGUGAUGGUGUUGCUCUUUGGUGUCAUUGUGCUUCAGUACGUUUGUCCUAGCUCCGAUUGCCAGCUGUUGCACCUAGGAUCAUUGUCCUCCAAGUCGGGCGGCAAUGCCAUUGGGUCCCGGGAAGAGAUAAACGACAUUGGCCUCAGUGGAAAGGACCCGUACGUCGCUGAGGACGGUGCCCUAGCCCGGUUCGUUCCCCGCUUCAAUUUCACAACUUCCGACCUCAGUCGCCUCGUAGACUUCAAUAUCAAGGGAGACGAUGUUAUUGUUUUUCUUCACAUCCAGAAGACAGGGGGCACAACCUUUGGUCGACAUUUAGUGCGUAAUAUUCAACUCGAGAGGCCUUGUGAGUGUCAUGCUGGCCAAAAGAAAUGUACCUGUUACCGGCCAGGUAAAAGGGAAACGUGGCUUUUCUCCCGGUUCUCCACCGGAUGGAGCUGCGGUCUUCACGCGGACUGGACGGAGCUGAUCAACUGUGUGCCGUCCCUCAUGAACAUGCGUGAGCCACCCAAGAAGCCUACAGUUCCCAGGUGAGUGUCACUCAAGAGAAUGGCGAGGAAUGGAUUUGAAAUGAAUUGUAGACGAAUAUUUCAAUUUGUUCAGCAUCUUCUCCCUAAAUUGAAUUCACAGCCCGUAUUUUAUUAUGUAUGAUCAUUCAGAGGAUUGACAAAUGCAUCCAUGCUUCUGUAGGGUUGAAAGGGGGGGGGGGGGGUUACAUCUGCAGGCACCAGAACAGACUAUGGCAGGCGCACAGUACUACAUAGAGCCAUGACUACAUGGAACUCUAUUCCACAUCAAGUAACUCAUGCAAGCAGUCAAAUUAGAUUUAAAAAACAGAUAAAAAAAUACACCUUAUGGAACAGCAUGGACUGUGAAGCAACACAAACAAUGGCACAGAACCAUGCAUACAUACGCACUUAACACGUACACAUGGAUUUUGUGUUAUAGAUAUGUGGUAGUAGAGUAAGUGCCUGAGGGCACACACUUAAUGUGUUGUGAGAUCUGUUGUGAAUGUAUUGUAAUGUUUUUAAAAUUGUAUAACUGCCUUAAUUUUGGGGAUCCAUAAUACAUAGAAAUAGCUCUAUUGUGACAUUUCAUCCCAGUCCUCUGGAGUGCAGGAGUGAGCCUCAACUUUCUCUUUUACAACUGAUGUGUGUGGCUAAAUGCGUCUGACAUGAUUUCGUUUUCUUCGUUUGAGUGGUAAUCGUGAUUUGCCUGGUGGUGUUAGUGUUUGUGUAGCUGCUCUUAUGUCUCUCUGGGUCAGUGUAAAAUGUGUUGUGAGCCUAGUUGUUGGGGAAAUUUGUGUUUUUGGGAGGUGUAAGAAUUAAAUAUUGUUGGCACUCUGCAUGAACUCACACUUUGAGGGCAUGAUUGGGUGGGUGUGUUGGGUGAUCUGCAGAGAGACUGGGGUAGACCAGUGAGAGGGUUGGGAACUUGGAAGACGGGAGCAUACAGAGGCUGUGUCCCAAAUUACCCCCUAUUAUUCCUCUAUAUAGUGCACUGGUUUUGAUCAGAGGCCCUGGUCAGAAGUAGUGCAGUGAGUGAGUGAGCAGUGAGGCCAUUUAGUUGGUUAUUAUUAGAUUAGGUGACAUUACAGAGGUGCUGAAUCCAAAACCCCAAAUAUAAAGACAAAUUAACUGACCUAGGUCUCUUCUCUCUCAGCCGGAACUACUACUACAUCACCAUCCUGCGUGACCCGGUGUGGCGCUACCUGAGCGAGUGGCGGCACGUGCAGCGCGGUGCCACCUGGAAGGCCUCCCUGCACGUGUGUGACGGGCGCGCCCCCACUCUGGCCGAGCUGCCCAGCUGCUACCCCGGGGAUGACUGGUCGGGCUGCUCCCUGAAGGAUUUCAUGGACUGCCCCUACAACCUGGCCAACAACCGGCAGGUCCGCAUGCUGGCAGAUCUCAGCCUAGUGGGCUGCUACAACGUCUCGGCCAUGAGCGAGGAAGAGCGCUGGGCCGUGUUAUUAGAGAGCGCCAAGCGGAACCUGCGGGGUAUGGCCUUCUUCGGCCUGACAGAGUACCAGAGGAAAACCCAGUACCUGUUUGAGAAGACCUUCCGCCUGGCGUUCAUCGCCCCCUUCACCCAGAUCAACGGCACGCGGGCGGGCAGUGUAGAGGUCGCCCCUGAGACGCAACACCGGAUCCGCCAGCUGAACCAAUGGGAUGUGGAGCUAUACGAAUACGCCCGUGACCUGUUCCUCCAGCGCUUCCAGGUGGCCCGUCAGCAGGAGAGGAGGCAGGCCAGAGAGAAGAGGCAGCAGGAGAGGAGGAGGCUCCGAGGGAGGCUGGGGUCAACUAGGCUGGGGAUGGGGUGGCCGGUGGCGGUGUGGCCCAGCGACAAGCCCCAGUGGACAGAGACCCAGGCUGGGGAGGCGAUCACCACCCACCUACGACCACCCCCACCACCCUCCCCAGAGAUGAAGCAGCAGGAGGGGGAAGAUGGAGAGGCGGUGGAGGCUGAAGUGCGGCUGCCAGAGUGGUGGGAUCUGGAGGAGAACAGCACCAUGGAGGACUACAUGGACAAUGUGGAACAGUGGCGGUAG
This is a messenger RNA of Coregonus sp. 'balchen', 2593 nucleotides long. NCBI's taxonomy places the organism in Eukaryota, Metazoa, Chordata, Actinopteri, Salmoniformes, Salmonidae. The record is from the annotation of a GenBank genome assembly.